Molecule: messenger RNA, 1393 nt
Organism: Numida meleagris (helmeted guineafowl)
Lineage: Eukaryota; Metazoa; Chordata; Aves; Galliformes; Numididae
Product: alpha-soluble NSF attachment protein-like
Biological process (GO): intracellular protein transport; SNARE complex disassembly; regulation of synaptic vesicle priming
Cellular component (GO): vacuolar membrane; synaptobrevin 2-SNAP-25-syntaxin-1a complex; terminal bouton
Molecular function (GO): syntaxin binding; soluble NSF attachment protein activity
Source: RefSeq, a predicted model, not a curated record
GGGCUCGUCCCGGAUCGAGGAAGCAUGCGACAUCUACGCCCGGGCCGCCAACAUGUUCAAGAUGGCCAAAAACUGGAGCGCCGCGGGGAACGCCUUCUGCCAGGCGGCGCAGCUCCACCUGCAGCUGCAGAGCAAGCACGACGCCGCCACCAACUUCGUGGACGCCGGCAACGCCUUCAAGAAAGCGGACCCCCAAGAGGCCAUUAAUUGCCUGAUCCGAGCCAUCGAGAUCUACACGGACAUGGGCCGCUUCACCAUCGCUGCCAAGCACCACAUCUCCAUCGCCGAGAUCUACGAGAGCGAGCUGGUGGAUGUGGAGAAGGUGAGCGGGGCGUAGGGCGCCGUGGUUUUGUGACCUUCAAGGACCUUUCCAACCCAGCCAGGGUAGGGUUCCGUGCUUCUGUGACCUUCAAGGACCUUUCCAACCCAGCCAGGGUAGGGUUCCGUGCUUCUGUGACCUUCAAGGACCCUCCCAACCCAACCAGUGUAGGGCUCCGUGGUUCUGUGACCUUCAAGGACCCUCCCAACCCAACUAGUGCAGGGUUCUACGGUUCUGUGACCUUCAAGGACUUUUCCAACCUAGCCAGGGUACAGUUCUGUGGUUCUGUGAGCUUCAAGGACCUUUCCAAGCCAGCCAGGGUAGGGUUCUGUGCUUCUGUGACCUUCAAGGACCCUCCCAACCCAACCAGUGUAGGGUUCUGUGGUUCUGUGACCUUCAAGGACCUUUCCAACCCAACCAGUGUAGGGUUCUGUGACCUUCAGGGACCUUUCCAACCCAGCCAGGGUAGGGUUCUGUGGUUUUGUGACCUUCAAGGACCUUUCCAACCCAGCCAGGGUAGAGUUCCGUGCUUCUGUGACCUUCAAGGACCUUUCCAACCCAGCCAGGGUAGGGUUCUGUGUUUUUGUGACCUUCAAGGACCCUCCCAACCCAACCAGUGUAGGAUUCUGUGGUUCUGUUACCUUCAAGGACCUUUUCAGUCCAGCCAGGGUAGGGUUCUGUGCUUCUGUGACCUUCAAGGACCCUCCCAACCCAACCAGUGUAGGGUUCUACGGUUCUGUGACCUUCAAAGACCUUUUCAAUCCAGCCAGGGUAGGGUUCUGGGAUUCUGUGACCUUCAAGGACCUUUCCAACCCAGCCAGGGUAGGGUUCCAUGGUUCUGUGACCUUCAAGGACCCUCCCAACCCAACCAGUGUAGGGUUCUGUGGUUCUGUGACCUUCAAGGAUCUUUCCAACCCAGCCAGGGUAGGGUUCAACAGUUCUGUAAUCUGUAAGGACCUUUCUAACCCAACUGUAGCAGGAUUCCAUGGUUCCAUGACCUUUAAGGACCUUUCCAACCCACCUGUUUUAGAGUUCCAUGGUUCUGUGAUCUUUAAGGACCUUGCCAACCCAACC